Messenger RNA from Fundulus heteroclitus (mummichog), 2789 nucleotides. RefSeq names its product solute carrier family 35 member B4 (gene slc35b4). The transcript is spliced from 10 exons. Bases 282 to 1271 code for a protein of 329 amino acids. Gene Ontology annotation, molecular function: UDP-N-acetylglucosamine transmembrane transporter activity; UDP-xylose transmembrane transporter activity. The record is from RefSeq and is a predicted model, not a curated record. Lineage: Eukaryota; Metazoa; Chordata; Actinopteri; Cyprinodontiformes; Fundulidae. Gene Ontology annotation, cellular component: endoplasmic reticulum membrane; Golgi membrane. Gene Ontology annotation, biological process: transmembrane transport.
GCAUAGUGCUAAAAAAAAGACAAAUUGCCUCUAAAAAAAUACACUGCACUUCGUAUGAAACCAGAAAACAGACAAACGAGCGAGGCCCAUUUCCGCGUUUUGAAAUAAACUACAACUACCAUGAAUCUACCGAGCCGGAAAAGCUACACGUCUCGUUCAGACGCCGGAGUUUGAGUUGAGACCGAAGACCUUCCUCCACUGAAACACCAACAUGUUCCUCUCGGUUAUUCGCCCCAACAAGUGACCCGGGUUGUUUAUUUUACCGACUGCACAUUCUCACCAUGGGGACUGCGUUCGCCGUGGUCCUUGUUUUUGUCGGAUGUUGUAGCAACGUGGUGUCCCUGGAGCUGCUGGUCAGAGAGUUUCCAGGAUGCGGCAACAUAGUCACCUUUGCUCAGUUCAUCUUUAUCGCCUUAGAAGGUUUCAUAUUCGAAACUAAAUUUGGGAGAAAGAAACCAGCGAUUCCAGUAAGUAACUAUGUCAUUAUGGUGACCAUGUUCUUCACCGUCAGCGUGAUCAACAACUACGCUCUCAACUUUAAUAUCGCCAUGCCGCUACACAUGAUCUUCAGAUCGGGAUCGCUAAUAGCCAACAUGAUCCUGGGAAUAAUCCUCCUGAAGAAGAGGUAUUCAGCCAGCAAAUAUCUGUCUAUCGUUUUAGUUUCCACCGGCAUCUUCAUCUGCACCAUCAUGUCAGCCAAGCAAGUGCAUGAUGUGUCCAGCGAUGGAUCAGGAGAGCAAGGCUUUUAUGCCUUUAUGCGCUGGCUUGUUGGCAUCGCCAUGUUGACCUUUGCUCUGCUGAUGUCGGCGAGGAUGGGCAUUUUCCAGGAGACGCUCUACAAGCAGUACGGGAAGCACUCGAAGGAGGCGCUCUUCUAUAACCACUUCCUGCCUCUGCCCGGUUUCCUGCUCCUGUCCACUGACAUCUACAACCACUGCAACCUCUUCAGUCAAAGCACUCCCGUUGUUGUUCCUGUGGUUGGGCUGACCAUGCCGAUAAUGUGGCUCUACCUGCUGGUCAAUGUCAUCACACAGUAUGUGUGCAUCCGCGGCGUCUUCAUCCUGACCACCGAGUGCCCUUCGCUGACCGUCACCCUGGUGGUGACCCUCAGGAAGUUCUUCAGCCUCAUCUUCUCCAUCCUCUACUUCCAGAACCCCUUCACCGCCUGGCACUGGGUGGGCACAGCCGUGGUCUUCGUCGGCACCCUGCUGUACACGGAGGUUUGGAGCAGCGUGCGGCCGGCCCAGGCCAAGGACAAGAAGACGGAGUGACGAAGGCAAAUCUACCCCCUCGGUCAAAUUUGGAUAGUUUUUAAAUCUCCUGCUGUAGUUUUAUAAGGUUAUUGUUUUCACACUUGACCCCACAUGAUAUGAUUGUUCAAGUUGUGCUCACUGGCCACUUUAUUAGUUACACCCUGCUUGUACUGCAUUGGACCUCUCUUUUUUUUCUUCUCUCCCUCAAGAACUCCUAAUUCUCCCAGAUGCUGCAGAUUUGUCGACUGCACAUCCAUGAUGCCCAUCUCUGGUUUUACCACAUCCCAAAGGUUCUCUGUUGGAAUGAGGUCAACAGACCAAUUUUUAUUGUGACAGGCCUAUGGCUGUGCUCAGUUUUUAUUAAAGUCUAAAGUAUGCCAAGAAAAUACCACCCGACCCAUCCUGCAUAUAUAGGCAGUCUGAGCUGUGCACAUAUGCAUUUGAAACAAGCGUUUACUUUCUACCGUCUUUAACCAGCGUCACCUUCUAACAUUAACAAGGCCAACAACCAACUGUGCCACAUCCAAGUUUCAAUUUUCUUUAUUCUAAUGCUCAGCUUGAACUUCUACGUUAUCCUCACCACGUCUAGAUUGAUGCAUUGAGUGGCUGCCAUGCGAUUGGCUCAUUUGCCAUUUGUGGUAACAAGCAAUGGAACUGUUGUAGCUAAUAAAGGGGCCGUGGCAUUUAUAUUCUGUCCAUUUCCAGAGAACAUGGAGGCGUAUAGACUUUAUUGACUUAUGUUGCACUUGGGAAAAUGUAUUAGUUGUUUAGUUCUCAGCUUGUGGGUGUUAUUCAGGUCUAGAUCUGAGCUGAAAAGCAAUGCAUUAGUUGGCUAUACGUGCAAUUCUGCAAGUAAAAGGAUAUUGCAUAAAGCUUUAAAGCAGGUCCAGUAGAGGAGUUGGACCAGCAGUUUAAACUAAACUGCAUUGUAUUUCAGCCUUGUGGAGGUUCGUACCCCCGUCUCAUUAAAGUUUAGAUCUUUCUGCCUCAGAAGUUUCCAGAUCUGUAGCACUCCUCCAUACACUCCAUUCUCACCCUGUUCUCCCCAUAAUAAGUGCUUAGACCCGACUGUGUAACUUUUUAGGUUAGUGUGAUUUGACUAGUCAACAUGUCUCAGUGCAAUACUGAUGCAUGGUGUGCACAGUGCUACAGCCUACAUCAGACUUUGGCUGUACGAUUCCCAACCAACAUUUCCAUAUUGGAUCCGUGCUGUUUGGAGCGAUCUUAAAAAUGAGCCCCAGAUGAGUUCGUCCACGGAUUACAUAAUGAUCCCAAAUUAAAUGCUGACAUGGAUUAUCCAUGUCAACUCUGGGUGAGAAGUGGGAAGCAUAUUGGUGCAAGAUGUGAUGCAUAAUUUGAUUUUCUUGAACCCCGGACACCUCCUACAAAUGGUGUAGGUUGCAUUUUGUCAACCCAAUGUCCCAAGCAAGGAGUCCAUUUCGAACCUGUAGGGGCCCACAGACGCGUUGGCUCGGAUGAAACCAUUUCAUCCAAUAUUUUGGAUUUAUUUUCAUGAAAUUUGUUGGCCAAAAAAAA